ACUUUGAUCUUGCAUUUUCAGUGUUCUCAACUGUUAGAUGAGAAUCUAAAAGAUGAGUACUUUGAGGAGAUCCUGGAAGAAUAUGAAGAUAUUAGACAAGACCAUUAUGAGUCUCUCAAGGAAAGAAGAUACUUAACUUUAAGGCAAGCUAGAGAAAGCGGUUUCCAUAUUGACUGGCUGUCAGAGCCUCCCCCAGUGAAGCCCACAUUCCUUGGGACUCGGGUCUUUGAAGACUACGACCUGCAGAAGCUGGUGGACUACAUUGACUGGAAGCCUUUCUUCGAUGUCUGGCAGCUCCGGGGCAAAUACCCAAACCGAGGCUUUCCCAAGAUAUUUGACGACAAAGCUGUAGGUGAAGAAGCCAAAAAAGUCUAUGAUGAUGCCCAAAAUAUGCUGCAGGCACUGAUUAGUCAGAAGCAGCUCCACGCCAGGGGCGUGGUUGGGUUCUGGCCAGCGCAGAGCAGCCAGGACGACAUCCACCUGUAUGCGGAGGGCGCGGCACCCCAGGCCGUGGAGCCCAUCGCCACCUUCUACGGACUCAGGCAGCAGGCCGAGAAGGACUCUGCCAGCGCAGACCCCUACCUCUGCCUCUCGGACUUCAUCGCCCCUCUGCACUCGGGCGUCCCUGACUACCUGGGUCUGUUUGCCGUCGCCUGCUUCGGGGUGGAGGAGCUGAGCAAGGCCUACGAGGAAGAGUGUGACGACUACAGCAGCAUCAUGGUCAAGGCGCUGGGGGACCGGCUGGCCGAGGCCUUCGCCGAGGAGCUGCACGUGCGGGUCCGCAGGGAGCUGUGGGGCUACUGUGGCGGCGAGCAGCUGGCCGUGGCCGACCUGCGGAGGCUGCGCUACGAGGGCAUCCGGCCGGCGCCCGGCUACCCCAGCCAGCCCGACCACACCGAGAAGCUGACCAUGUGGAGGCUGGCGGACGUGGAGCGGCACACAGGCAUCAGGUUAACAGAAUCGCUGGCCAUGGCACCUGCUUCAGCGGUAUCCGGCCUUUACUUCUCCAAUUUGAGGUCCAGAUAUUUUGCCGUGGGGAAAAUUUCCAAGGACCAGAUUGAGGAUUAUGCUUUGAGGAAGAGCAUGUCUGUGGCCGAGGUUGAGAAAUGGCUGGGACCCAUUCUGGGAUAUGAUACAGAAUAACUUCUUUUUUUUUUUUUUAACCUUGUCUAUACUUGUUUCCACAAAGAAACACAGUCAAAAGUGCCUUAAUAAUAACAGCACAGCGGCCGCGAGCCUGUCUGCAUCUGGUUGACCUUUGUGCCGCUCCAGGUUGUGGACGUUUGGUGGGACCUUGUGGAAGAACAGAGUGUUCCUACAGUUCUUGGAAAACAAGCAGCUGUUUCCCAGGGGACUUUGAAUGAAGAGCAGUGAGCAAGAUCCGGGGGGGUCCCUGGUCCCUCGGGACUAGGACAAGCCAGAGAUGGAGGUCUUUUGCAUUUCAAAGCAAGUCAACUUGCUUUUUUCAUUUUUACCCCAGACCUAGGAGACCAUUUCUUCCUUUCUUUCUUUUUUCUUCUUUUCUUUCUUUCUUCUUUCUCAGAGAAAAGGCUGAAAGUCAGUUGAAUAGGGGUAUGUGACCCUGUGGCAGAGUGAUGCUGUGAGCAACGGGGCAUUUUGUCCUGAGUGGUUAGAGCGGUUACUCUGACAGGGGAGAAGCAUCACUCUGCUCUUUCUCCCGAGACCUCCUUUUCUGAAGCCUCGAUUAGACGCCUGCAGAAGUCCCUGUGGCCAGAGGCAUGCUCUCCCCGCCAGCUUAUCAGAGGUACUCAGGCUGCUGCUGGCCCUGGCAGGUCAGAUACAGUCACGUUCUCCAAGCAUUUUGUCCUCUCGUGAUCUCAUAUUCCCUCACCCUGAGGGGGGAAAAAGGAGGUGGGCGGAGAGAGUGGCCGCUAAGCGUAGUGAACAGCCUUGGGUUGUUUUCCGGAACUGAGUAGGCUCUCGGCUCAGCUGCGUGUCCAUGCAGCGUGGAUAGGUGAGCGGCAUCACUCCACUCAGUUCUUCCUUUUUGGCGCUGCCCCAGCUCCAGACUCGCACGAUAUGGGAACAGCAUGUGGACUUGUUUGUGGUCAUCGCAGGGAGAUGGUUAAGAACCAGGGCUUUGAAGUCAGACACACCCAGAUUCGCGUUUCAGGUUUGCCGCGUUCUUGCUGUGCGACUGAAGUAUCAGCACGAUUUUCUCAUCUGUGAAAUGGAGACAAGAGAGACUAGCUCCUCUCUCACAGGCAUGAGGUGUGGAUUAAAGGAGGUGAUGCACGUAGGCAGGUAACAUGGGCUGCGGCGCACAGUGAGAGCUUGAUAGACGGCAGCUUCUGUAGAGAUCUCUAGGGGGUCCCCGAGCUCAGCACAGGGUAGGUGCUCAUGGAAAGGGAAUAAGAGAUUAAUGGAGGUGAAAAGAUACUGGGGAAAUGCAUAUGGGAACGACCGUGUUGAAUAUACUAGGUACCCUUUCUGGGAUUAGAGCCCCAUUGAACACAGUGACUGGAGAGAGAAGCUACUGUCUAUGUCAUAGGCACCAUCAGCCUUCAUUGUCUGCGAGACAGUGCCCCCUCCCCUCAUGAUGUAAGCUGGCCUUGCCCCAAAGCAGUUAUAUCAAAUAUACACUCAGGUACAUUGGAGGUGAAAGGGGAAAAAAACCUUAGCAAACGAUAAUCCUGCAUAACUGUAGCAUAUACAUGUUUACCUGCAGAGUAACAUGCCUUCUUAGGCAUCGCUUGCCCUUAAAGUGAAGAGAAUUGUAUGCUUUCUUUAGGUCCAUUUAAUCUGUGCUAGAUUGAGACGGGGACUCAUUUUCCCCGAGACGCUCAGGUGGAGGACUUAUUUUCUCUUCCAUAGCAGGUAUGUUAUUCUGGGUGGUGGCACAUCCUUCUUUAAGAAAGAAUAACCCCCUCCAAAUAUUUUAAUGUAUUUUAUCCGAAUUACAGUUGCUAAGAGUCUCCCAGUUUCCUUAAGUAUGCACCAUAUCUUUUCUCAACUAGUUAUGUGUUGGAAUGGCUUCCUUAAAUGUAUUGUUGAUCUAAUCCCAUGAUGGAUGCCUUUUAUCUAAAGACAAAAACAGUUUGUGCAAGUUCAAGUGCCUAUAUGUUCAUUAAAGAAUAUAGAACAUAGCUUGAAAACCCCUUAGUUUAUGUCAGGUGACCUCAAAGGCAGGAAGGUGACCAUUCUGCAGCCGGGGUCUUUUCUGUGUCUCUGCAGGUACGUCCAGAACCUCUCCUUGUCAUCAACGUCCGUGGCUCUCACAUCCACUCACUCACUCUCAUCAUUUCCAUUAGGGAUCCCAUUUUCAUUUUUUCCCUCUAAAGAAGCACUUGUUCGGAACCUUCCUCACUCUGCUGCUCACCCUGCUGUCUGUAACGUGGAGGCUGGUGUGUGGGAUGGUGGUUGAGGUCAGGUCCUACAGCGCCCUGUUUCUCAUCUGAGAUAUUCUGCCGUCAGCCUCCCUCUAUUCACAGCUGAGCUCAUUUAGAGAAGAGUCUGCCCUCUUUCCAUUUCUCUCAGGCUUGUCCUCGACAAAUAUCCGAGUGUCUACUCUGCCGACCACCUUCUCCUCCCAUACUCUCUUUAACUCAGUGAAGUUAGGUUUUUGUUGUUGUUUGUUUUUUUUACCCAUCUCUUCUGUCAUUAGUGCCCUCUUAAUUGUUAGAUCCCAUGGCCUUUCCAGUGAUCUUUCUUCUCUGGGUUUGGGCAAUAUUAACCACUUCUUCAAAAAUCUCCUUUCCCUGGUUCCCCCUUGACUUCACUCUUCUGUUUUACCUUCCAUGUUUCUUGUAAUUUCUUAGCUACUUUCAUAGUUUUCUCUUCCUCUGCCCGUUUAAAGCCUGGUCCUCAUGAGCCUGUCACUAGUUAACUUCUUAGUCAUACAGUUUCAGUGGGCAAUCUAUCCAGACUCCUCUGUACUGAAUCACACCGAAGACUCGGUGUGUCUCAAACCAGUGUCAUCUUACUCUUCUCGAAUUCUCAGUGUACUCAGCAACAAACCUCAAACACACCCCAUCUUUUUCUUGGACUCUUGCAGCUAUCUAAAAAAUUUGCACAUGAAAGACACGCUUGUCCUCCUUUCAGCUGAGAAGGUAAAAUGCAUGUUUGAGGCAGGCAGUGUUUAGGUUAAGGCUUGACUGAGGAUUUGCAGGAUAAAGAUGAAGAAGCAAGUAGAAACAAAUGAAGAACCACAGUGUCUUUGUUCAUGAAGGUAGUAAGGGUAUCAAACCUCCCCAAAAUGAUCUACAGAUUCAAUGCCAUUUCCAGCAGAAAUUCCAACAGGUUUUGUUGGAUGUGACAGGCAGAUAUCUGAACAUCUGUGGAACAGCAAAGGACGAAGAUGGCGGGCUGCUUCUGACUAUAAUGAGGAGGUUGAGGGGACCUUUUACAAGACAGUAAGUUUUAUUACAGAGUUUGUGUUGUAUGUGGUGCAGAAGUAGGCGCUCUGAGCAGUGCAGCGAGCUAAGGAGCCUGAGAAAUAGCGCAGGUGUAUAUGCUGCCCUUUGAGAUGUGAUGAGGUGGCACGGCAGGUCAGUGGGGGCAGGAAGCGCGGCUCCAUAAGUAGUGCUAGAAUAAGGGUUAUCCUUAUGGAAAACAAUGGAAUGGAUUUCUGCCUCGCACCUCACCUAGCAGUCAAUUCCACAUACAUUAAGGUUUUGAUUACGAAAAGCAAAUACUUAAAUGUUUGCAUGGAAAAAAACCUUAGGGCCGGAAAGAAUCUGUUGAGACAUAUGCUAAUCAUAAAAGAAAAGAUGAUUAAAUCAAAUAUAUUAAAACUAGCACUUAAGCUAACAAUUUAGUGUAGUGGAAAGACAAACCAAGACUUGACAUUUACGAUACAGUUAACCGAGAAAGGAGUAGUAAGCAGAAUACAUAGAGAAUUCCUAUUUUU
This is a messenger RNA of Aethalodelphis obliquidens (Pacific white-sided dolphin), 4870 nucleotides long. Its product is annotated as methionine synthase-like. The annotation marks the transcript as partial. Gene Ontology annotation, molecular function: methionine synthase activity. The transcript is spliced from 8 exons. The record is from RefSeq and is a predicted model, not a curated record. Gene Ontology annotation, biological process: tetrahydrofolate metabolic process; homocysteine metabolic process. Gene Ontology annotation, cellular component: cytosol. NCBI's taxonomy places the organism in Eukaryota, Metazoa, Chordata, Mammalia, Artiodactyla, Delphinidae.